This is a messenger RNA of Oryzias melastigma (Indian medaka), 804 nucleotides long. RefSeq names its product coiled-coil domain containing 189 (gene cfap119). The transcript has 9 exons. The coding region runs from base 44 to 670 and encodes 208 amino acids. NCBI's taxonomy places the organism in Eukaryota, Metazoa, Chordata, Actinopteri, Beloniformes, Adrianichthyidae. The record is from RefSeq and is a predicted model, not a curated record.
UUUUUUAAAGUACUUUGGCUAAUAACCAAUACAUUAAUAGUUUAUGGAGGACUUUGCUAGGAUACCGGAAGUAAACAAACGGAAACAUUCAGCAAAAAUGACCACACUGCUAAAGGAACCACAUGCUAUAAAGGCCAAAGUGAUGCUUUGGAGAGACAUAAGCUACCAUGACAUGGAGAUUAUUGACCAGAUAAAGGCUGUUCCUGAUCUGGAGAGCACUUUAUGCAGACUGUUUGGACUGGAUCUCCCUGAGCCAAAAAGAGGAGUUGUUGUGGAGCUGUACGUCCAGGCUGUGCUGUUUGGCAGGAAGCAGAGCUUUAAAAAAGAGCAGACGUCUUCACUUCUGUCCAUCAUUAAGUCUAUCCAUGAGGCUAACGUAGGGAAUCUUCUCAAGGAUGAAGACGAAUGUUUUCAUUACUGUGUUGAACUUCUGCUGUGCCACUCAGUCAGGCGGCCUCCUUUCAGCAUCAGCAUCUUCACGUAUGAAGAAGCCAACAGCAUCCUGAAGUAUCUGGACGCUGUCUAUUUGAAACACUGUAAACUUUACAAGUACAUCUUUACGCCACAGCCCAAACUUGAUCUGUUUUUGACUUAUUCUGGGAUGGAAGAACAUGCAUCUUCUGCUGCAAACGGUAGAGAUGUUGCCGAUUUGAUGGAAGAAACAAAAUAAACGUUGACCACAGAUCAGCAAGACGCCUGUAAUGGUUAUUUGGAUUCAAAAACAGCCAUUUAGCAAAACGUCAGCCAGAAAAUGAUGCUUUCAAAUAAUCACAAAGACUAAAAAAUAAAAAUCCAAACUGUACA